This is a messenger RNA of Eimeria necatrix, 576 nucleotides long. Its product is annotated as elongation factor 1, putative. Gene Ontology annotation, cellular component: cytosol; eukaryotic translation elongation factor 1 complex. Gene Ontology annotation, biological process: translational elongation. The record is from RefSeq and is a predicted model, not a curated record. Gene Ontology annotation, molecular function: translation elongation factor activity; guanyl-nucleotide exchange factor activity. Lineage: Eukaryota; Apicomplexa; Conoidasida; Eucoccidiorida; Eimeriidae. The coding region runs from base 1 to 576 and encodes 191 amino acids. The transcript has 3 exons.
AUGCCGCUGUCCGCCGAGAACGAACUUUACAUCCCUUGCUACUACUACAUCCAUUCUCAAAAAGAAUCUGCAAAACCCGCUUCGGAAGAUGACGACAUCGACCUUUUCGGCGAGGACGCGGAGGACUCUGCUGCUGCGCUGAAGCAGCUGACAGCAGCAAAGAAGCAGCAGCAGCAGCAGCAGCAGCAGCAGCAGCAGCAGCGGAAGCAGAAGCAGCCAGUGGUGAACAAGUCCAUGUUGGUGAUUGAAGUGAAGCCAAAUGAUGCAGAAACAGAUUUAAAUGAAAUUGGAAAAGAAAUAAAACAAAUUCAAAUUGAAGGCCUCACUUGGGGAGAAAACCAAAAGAAAGUGCCCCUGGCCUUCGGGCUCUACAAGCUCCAGGUGCAAUGCGUGAUUGUAGACGAUCUGGUGAACACAGACACUGUGAUAGAACGAAUUGAAGAAAUUGGACUUUCGGAAGAAAACAAAAUCAAAAAAAGAAAACUUUUGGAAGAAAACGAAAACGACUCUGAAGACGAAGACGAACUCCACGGACUCGUCCAGUCCGCGCAGAUCGUUUCCUUCAACAAGCUCUAG